Messenger RNA from Rhineura floridana, 3725 nucleotides. RefSeq names its product zinc finger protein 676-like. Bases 279 to 1460 code for a protein of 393 amino acids. The transcript has 2 exons. The record is from RefSeq and is a predicted model, not a curated record. Gene Ontology annotation, cellular component: nucleus. NCBI's taxonomy places the organism in Eukaryota, Metazoa, Chordata, Lepidosauria, Squamata, Rhineuridae. Gene Ontology annotation, biological process: regulation of transcription by RNA polymerase II. Gene Ontology annotation, molecular function: DNA-binding transcription factor activity, RNA polymerase II-specific; RNA polymerase II transcription regulatory region sequence-specific DNA binding.
GGGCAAUUGUUCUGGAGUCCCUCAUUGGUCUGAAGGCGCGAGGGCUGGGCAGGUAGACACGCCCACCUUCUGUCCAAGCGCGCGUGCGGAGCGUCGAGGUGGCUGUCUGCGCGAGCGCUCGGAGCGACUUGGAAUCGCCUGCCCUUUAGGAGCGCGCAAUCUGGGCGAGCCAGGGAGGCGUUGGAGUGCUGGCCACGGUUUGAUCCUUGGCGCGGGAAGGCAAGUUUGGGAGGGCAGUGAUUUGCUGCUGAAGAUAAGCAAAAGCUGUCAAACAGUACAUGAUGGAGAUGCAAGUGGACCCAGAGCCUGCCCAUGAUGUCUACAACUUCAGAGGAGACGAUUUGGGUGAUUCCAGCUGUAUUUCUGAUUGGAUAGGUAAUAAAGCCAGCCUUCUGCUAGAAGUAGAGGAAGACUACUUGCCACACUCAGGUUCUGAUGCACUUCCAGAUUGGGCAGAUCUCCCUCUAGAACCACACUCUGAACAAGGAGAAAGUUCUUCAACAGCAACUUUGAAAGCAUCCACCUACCGUCGACAGUGGGAUUCAGCCACCCCUGGUGUAUACAUCCCUGCUGGCACUAGUUAUAGUUUGCAUUAUGAAGGUAAGAAUCUGGAACUCCAGGCUUCUGAGCAUUCUAAGAGUCUUCAGGGUGUAAGUAGAGAGGAGGAGAAUUUCAUCAUCCUUGUUGACUCUUCUGAUGAUGAGAAUCUGCUGCCCCAGCUGGGCAAAGAUUUGCCUUAUUGGUGCAAGAAGUGUGGCAAAUCGUUGCAAGAUCUCAGUAGGAUUCAGGAACACAAGCAGUUACAUGCGGUUGGGAAUUCAUACCGGUGCCCCCUUUGUGGCAAAGAGUUUUUCCGUGCGGCCAACUUACGAAUGCACAAAUUAACCCAUUCCACAGAGAGGCCACACAAGUGCCCAGUAUGUAAGAAAGGUUUCAUUCGUACUGCUGAUGUUUGGAGGCAUCUCCGCAGCUUGCACAAGGUUGAGCGCUCCAGUGUUGCUUUGGGAAGUGCUAAUAUAAAGAAUCACUGGUCUAUAGUGCAGAAGAAUGUGGAUGCUACCUGGCACCCUGAAAAGCCAAACUCUGCUGUCAGAAAGCCUGAAGAAGCAAGUUCAAAAUGCUACCUCUGCCCAAUAUGCAGCAAAGGUUUCAGUAAUCCUAACUUGCUUUCCAAACACAAAGUGAUCCAUCGACAAGAAAAGCCAUACAAAUGCAAAGAAUGUGGCAUGGCCUUUGUCCAACUAACCAGGUUGAAAAGGCAUCAUCAGACACAUACCGGAGAGCGCCCUUUCUACUGUGAAGAUUGUGGUAGUACCUUUACCCGCCUAAGUUCACUGCAGCGUCAUCGACGUGUCCAUACUGGAGAGAAACCCUAUUCUUGUCCCAACUGUAGUCUGUCAUUUGCAGAAUUAGGAACUUUAAGGAGACAUGAGCGGAUUCACAGAGUUGUCCAAACAUAGCUUUUAUCACACUGAGGUGGUUGUUGUUUUACUUGCCUACAAAUAUCGAGAAAUUGUCCCUUAACAUUCCAAAUAUACAAACUGUAGCUUGAUCAACACAUGUAGCAGGAUGAUAUGGUGAAGACCUCAGGUGACAGUAGACUGUAACACUUCAGGUUGCAGGUCUGCUCACCUGAGAAGCUCCUUGCUGGGGGCUUGGGUGCAGCCUUGCAGGAUGACACACACAUAUACACACACACGAAAAAGUGUAGCCCCAGUCUGCAGGAUGAAGUAGUACAAUUCUACCACCUCAUUGUGCUACAUGUGUAGAUCCAGCUUAGGUGAUUACUCCUUCCCUAAGCUUCACUCUUACAAAGUGAAUGCCCUGAUAGUGUCACAGUGCUUCUUCAUGCUUAAAUUUUGUGUCAAGUUGAUUCAGGCUUUCAUUUAAGCCCUUGCCUGGUAGCUGUAGACCACAAGGAAUUGCCAGAGGUCAUAUGGUGCACUCCACCCCACAGCACAGAAAUCAAGGGGCUUGUAAGAGAAGGGAAGCCCCUUCCUCUUCCAUGCUUUGCAUAGAAAUGCAGUAGGCUGUUGGAGGAGAGCUAUCUGUACCUCUUCUGCCAGCCACCAGGAGGCUAGAACAUUUUUUUGCAGGCUACUAACUUUCAUUGGCUUUUGUACAAGGCUGCAUUGAUCACUCAUCACUAGAUGACGGUCAGCCAAAUGUGUGGAUCAUUGAACAGUAUUGUGCUUGAGCUGUGUUAAGAAAGUUUUGCCUGUGGUAAUUAAUCUGUGAUGGUGCAUUCACAGAUGCAAGUCAUCCCUACAUGUAUAUGUGAACUGACCCAUAAAUCAAGAGUCUGAAGGGGCUUUAGGAGGUCACUUCAUUUCCUGGCAACAAUGGCAUUAUGUAGACUGGAAGCAUUUCUGUGAAAUGGUCAUAUGUUCGUCUUUCAAUCUCCAGGGAGGAAGAUCCCACAACAUCCUUCAGCAACUUGUUCAAGUGCUUUCUAGUUCUUGUAUGCAGGAACUACUUUCUUGAUAUGCUACCUAAACCAUCAUUUACAACAUGAGCUUGUAGAUUCCUUGUUUUUCUCAAUGGGUUUGCCAACUUUUUAUGUGAGUUUAAAUUUCUGUAAUGCCAAACCUCAUCUCUACCCCACCCUCGUUUUUCCUUUAUGUUACCUAGACUCAAACAUGCACAGUUCUUCAGCUGAGAAUAAAAAUAAAAUUGUCACCAUAUAAUUAAACUAUAGUCUUCCCCCACCCCCGCUUGGGAGGAACUGGACAAAAUCAGACUUCAGAUGAUAGCCUCAUUUUUCAUUUUGAACAGGCAGCUAUUGGGAAGACACUUUGGGUUCGGACCUAUGUUUUUCUGGGGAACAGUUAAGUAGCUCCUUCCUGUGGUGCUGGGGUGAUGUGAAGAGCAAUCCCGGAAUUCCUUCCUGCAUGAGCAUUGCCACAGUUUUGAGAGGUGUGGUACUGCUGUGGGGAGGAGGAGAUUCUCACAUCAUCCUAAUGAUUUGGGAAGGAGAUCAGCUUCUACACUGCCAGUGCAACACAAGAAGUGGAGCCAAUAUAGUAACAGUGGGCAUGGCUGUAUUUGAACUCCUCUACACAGGAGGAUAUAUUUGAACCAGGCUUCACUACAUUAAUUGGAUUAAAUAUUAUUCGUAGGAUUGCUGUGGUCUUGUGGCCAGAUCCACACUGUUGCUGGGGGAGGGGGACAGAUUGCAAUGUCAGGGUGAUACAUACUGGUAAACGUUGGCCUUGUUCGGUUGAUGAAUUCCUGGCUUGAUAAAGCAAGACUGGAGGAAUUGUUGGACUCCAUCUUCCAUCAUUACCCUUGCUGAAGAGGCUGACAGGUGUUGGAGUCCAGCAACAUCUGAAGAGCUACAGGUUCUCUAUCCCUGUUCCAAAGCAUAGUUCAGCAAGCAGGAAUGAGGGCUGAGACAUGUGCUCCUUUGCACAAAGGAAGGAAAGUGGGAAUAGGUGAAGGAGUGAUGCAUUACUUGUUCUCAGCUCCUAAGUAUAGCAAGCUGGGAAUUUAGCAUCUGAACUGGGCCACUGUCCUUAAGGCAGACAUGGAGGUGAGAGAGAGUGCUGAGCUUGAAGCUCCCUUACUGUUGCAUUUGCUGUUAUAGGAGAAAAAGUCAUAUCAGAUCUGUAGCUUGCAUCUCAGGUGAGUGGACUGUGUCUUGCUGUGUUCUGGGUAACAAUCCAUAUAGUGGUGCUUGGAAAGUAAAGGCUAGUCCUCAACUUUACUUUGCCAGAAGAAGAAAA